AUGUCCGAGAAUCAUAAAGAUUUCCAGAUCGCCAUUAUCGGCGACGGUAUUGCAGGAAUCGUCCUCGCGAUCUCGCUUCUCAAAAGGAACAUCCCCUGCAAAAUCUACGAGAGAGCGCAUGCCUUGAGCGACAUCGGUGCCGGCCUAGGAAUAAGCCCGAAUGCACAAGACGCCAUGGCUACUUGUGAUCCAAGCGUACAUGAAGCUUUCAGAAAAGUCGCCAAUGGCAAUACGUGGGAGUCUAAGAAAAACUUCUUAUUUGAGUUUCUUGACGGCAUGGACGGGACCGCUACUGACUCCUCUCUGUCCCAUAUCGAGAAUCGUACGGGAUUACAAGGCUGCCACAGAGGAGCCUUUGUAAAUGAACUUAUCAAGCUCUUACCCGGUGACGUGGUCCAGUUCAAUAAACAACUUCAGACAGCGGAGGAAGAUAGCAGUGGUGGAAUCCGCCUUGUCUUCCAAGACGGGUCGAUUGAAGAGGCGGAUGCUGUUGUUGUUGGCUGUGACGGCAUCAGGUCCAAGGUUCGCGAAAUUCUAUUUGGAGUAGAUCACCCAUCGUCUAAGUGUCCUUACACACAUAAAUACGCCUACAGAGGAAUGAUUCCUAUGAAACAAGCAGUUGAGGUGCUGGGGGAAGAGAGAGCUCUCAAUGCCACCAUGUGGCUGGGGAAGGACAAGAAUUUGUUGAGCUAUCCAGUCGCUCACGGGACGAUAUUGAAUGUUGUGGCAUAUUGUUCAAGCUCCGACGACUGGCCAAGUGAAUGCCAGCUGGUUCUUCCGGCCACCAAAGAGGAUCUUCUCCAUGAUUUCGAAGGCUUCCGACCGUCUGUGUUAAAGAUCCUCGACAAUACUGAGAGGCUUGACCGCUGGGCCAUCUUCGAUCUAGGCGACAAUCCAGUUCCGACUUUUGUCAAAGGCCGAGUAUGUAUCAUUGGAGACGCAGCACAUGCUUCAUCGCCACAUCAUGGCGCAGGAGCAGGAUUAUGUACCAAACAUGCUGCUGUGUUGGCAUCUAUACUGGCGCAUGACAGAGUCCAAGUUGGUGCCGAUAUCGAAGCUGCAUUUUCUGCCUUUGAUAGGUGUAGACGGGAAAGAGCCCAAUGGGUUGUUCAAAAGUCUAGACGAGCUGGUCAACUAUUUGAAGGUCAAAGUGAGCUUGGUAGUGAUUUUAACGGGAUAUUUAAGAAGUUGAAGGAGACGCUACCCACGAUCUGGGAUUACGAUAUUGACGAAGUUAUAAAGACAGCCCUCAAUAACCUACACAAAACUUAA
Molecule: messenger RNA, 1272 nt
Organism: Fusarium verticillioides 7600
Lineage: Eukaryota; Fungi; Ascomycota; Sordariomycetes; Hypocreales; Nectriaceae
Exons: 3
Coding region: 1-1272 (423 amino acids)
Biological process (GO): secondary metabolite biosynthetic process
Molecular function (GO): FAD binding
Source: RefSeq, a predicted model, not a curated record